Messenger RNA from Oncorhynchus kisutch (coho salmon), 1241 nucleotides. Its product is annotated as myosin light chain 1, cardiac muscle-like. Gene Ontology annotation, molecular function: calcium ion binding. Bases 73 to 633 code for a protein of 186 amino acids. The record is from RefSeq and is a predicted model, not a curated record. The transcript is spliced from 6 exons. Gene Ontology annotation, cellular component: myosin II complex. Lineage: Eukaryota; Metazoa; Chordata; Actinopteri; Salmoniformes; Salmonidae.
AGGACACCUCUACCCAGUGUGUGUUAGCAGUGUCAUUCCUCCUGUGUGCCCUGUGUAUAGUCGUGCAUCGCAAUGGCGCCCAAGAAGAAGGAAGAGCCCAAAGAAGCACCCAAACCCAAGGCCCCAGAGCCUGAGCCAGUCAAGAUCCCGGAGUUUAACCCCACAGAAGUCGUGCUUGAAUUCACUCCUGAGCAGAUUGAGGAUUUCAAGGAUGCUUUCCAGCUGUUUGACAGGACACCACUCAAUGAGAUGAAAAUCACAUACGGACAGUGUGGCGAUGUGAUCAGGGCACUGGGGCAGAACCCUACCAACGCUGAAAUCACGUACGUCCUUGGAAAGCCCAAGGCUGAGGAGAUGGCGACAAAGAUGCUGGACUUCGACAGCUUCCUGCCAAUCCACCAACACAUCUGCAAAGCCAAGGACCGCGGCACAUAUGAGGAUUUUGUUGAGGGUCUGAGGGUAUUCGACAAACUGGGCGAUGGCACAGUCAUGGGCGCUGAGCUCAGGCACGUUCUGGCUUCACUAGGUGAGAAGAUGAAGGAGGAUGAGGUUGAGCAGCUCAUGACAAACCAGGAGGAUGCCAACGGCUGUGUAAACUACGAAGAUUUUGUAAAACACGUCAUGGCAUCUUAAAAAGGCUGCCAAGACACCCGAUAGUUGAAGACGGGGGAUUGUUCAUAUGUUCAUGGAAAGUCCACACCAUGUCCCUGAUCCCAAAUGCUCAUCUCAUGUGCUCAUCCCUAUGUGCCCAAUUGGAUUACAAUUCCAUCAGGUGACGGGACCAAUUAACGUCAACUAAUUGUUCAAUGUUUUCAUUUGCUCCCCAUCUUGUUCACUCAAAUAACAAAUGUGAUUGUACUAAUCAUUUGUGGAUCAAAACGUGUAAUUAAACAGAAUGAUUCAUUAUUAUAAAUAAAAUAAAAUAAAAUAAAAUGUUAUUUGUCACAUACACAUGGUUAGCAGAUGUUAAUGUGAGUGUAGCGAAAUGCUUGUAUUGUGCAAUACUGUACUUCCGAAUUUUACCUAUCGUAACUGUUUUUCAUUAGUCACAUUUUCCUUGCCAUGUGACGGUAUACUGUAUUGGGGUCUAAGGUCAAUGCUGCCUCAUGUAGCCUACAUCCAAUAGAGGGUGUCAUUGGUCUAACUAAUAUACUUUACCAAACAAUCAGCUCACAGUGAUACAUGAAAAGAAACUGCUAAAAAAUAAAAUACAGAAAAGGAACAGGUCCUUCAUAAUCAUA